AGGGCGGUGCUGCGCGGGCGCGUUGGUUCAAACGCGAUGGCGGCUGAGGCAUCUCAGGGCUGAGGGGGAGGGACCUCCGCCCGGCCCCUUCGCUCUCCCGCUACUGCCUUGGCAGGAUGUCUGCGCACAGGAGAGACCCCGGCACCGCGGCGGCGGGCGGACAAGCGCCUGUAGCUAAGCGGAAAGGAGGAAGAACGGUGCAGUCUCGUUACCUGCAAUACGACAAGAAGAACACCGAGAAGGGUGCUUCAGCAAGUUCCUCUUCAUUGUGUGCUGCCCCACCAUCUUCUGCAGCUAAACCAAAAUCAGUUCUUUCUCAGAAACAUGAAACUUCUGUUGGUGUUGGCCAUAGCUUAAGUCAGAGUAUCUUUGAGAAUGGUGACUUGCAGUCCACCUUAUUAGAUGAAGAAAAAAUUAAAAGACCGGACCUUGAUCUCUCAGCUAUUAAUGAUAAAACUAUCCACAAGAAGAGUGAUUGUUCAGAAUCAGCUGAAGAAGGAGAUGCAUGGACACAGACAGAGAAAACUGGAGCAGAAACUGAUUCCAGUGAUUCAAUGACAGAGCUGGAAUCUGAGACACUACUUUUAACUUACUUAAGAAUAGAGACAGGAAAAAAUCUUGCCAAGCUGGAGGAAAAAGCAGAAAAAAACUUGAUGAUGUUGUCUGAAGAAAAGCAGAGACAACAGGAGAAGCUCUUGGAGUUGAAACGUGAAAUUCUGCUUAAAGAGAGAGAGCAGAAGCUCAGUGAAGCAUUAGACAAACAGAUUGAAGUGCUGUCUCCUCUCGUUCCUGUCUGUGAACAGUUUCAAAAGCAAUAUAAAAGCUUUGCAGCUUCCCUGGAUGCCACUAGACAUGAAUUACCCAUAAAGAACAUUCACAUAGAAGGAGAUAAGCAAGCAUAUCUUGAUGAACUGGGAAAGCAAUUAAAGAUCACACGGGAGCUUCUGACAGAAAUUAUGCCAAGCCACUCAGAAGACUGUGCAAAAGCACUUACUGCACUGAAAGAGCUUAAAGAAGUGUCUCAGAAACUGGAUAAAGAGCUUCAAAGGAGCUUCAGAGAAGUGCAGAACCUGUCGUUUGAAGUCAGUAAAGAAGUUUCUCUGCAUAACCAAAGUGCAUGUGAAGAGAAGCAUGGGCUAGAUGUUGUGAAACGCUGGUAUUUCAACUAAGUUUCUGUAUAGUUUUACUGCUGGGCUAAUGAGAACUUAUUGGAUUACUGCAGUCUUCCCUGCCUCAGAGUAAAUACCACUUUGUUGGAGAUCCGGAAAUUCAUCCUGAAUAUGAUAAACAAACUGCUGACUGGGCUGGGACUGCCAGAACAUGAAAAGAGUUCCAGAGUGGCAGAAGAUCUAAUAGCUCUGAAAUGCACCACUGAGCCACACCAAUUAAGAGCAUUUCCAGUGAUUAAGUGAACGUUCCUGCUCAACUCAGGAAUGGUUUUGGGUUGUUUCUUCCACUGCAUUUGUGUGUGGCCUGCAAAGCAAGCACAAGGUUUGCAGAGGAGUCUCAGCUGCCUCUUAUUUUAAAAUAAUUCUGUGAUAAUGUGUAUGCAAGACCUAUUGAGUUUCUUGCUUAAAUCUUGAAUUUUUUGUAUUAGGGAAGCAAACACAACUUGCCUCUUCAGACUUUUCUAAUCUUUUUAUUUUAUAUAGAUAACGUGUAUUUGGAGGUGGCCUGUAGGAUAUCAGAACUUAAUUCCACAUUUUAGUAUCUAUUGCACGUGGGAAGUGACUUCACUGUUAAUCGGACUAUGCACAAACUGUGCCAGUCAUAUGUUGGGGCUGAGAAGAAAACUGUGAAACUAUUUCAAAGGAAACUGGGAAGUUAUUUCUGACUAAAUGUCUCAAUGACAGCCACUUCUGAUAAGCACAGUGCUCUCCUUCCAGAUGAGCGUCUGCCCCUUUGAAUGCUUUCUUAGUACUAUUUCCGUCACUUUGUCAGGAAUUAAAAUGUUUUAUUACUGUGAAAGAUCAGGCUUUCCUAUUCUACAGAUGAAUAAUAACGAUUUUUGACAGAGCUAUUUAAUUAUGUUCUCAAUAAU
Molecule: messenger RNA, 2041 nt
Organism: Pseudopipra pipra
Lineage: Eukaryota; Metazoa; Chordata; Aves; Passeriformes; Pipridae
Gene: HAUS8
Product: HAUS augmin like complex subunit 8
Exons: 11
Coding region: 117-1169 (350 amino acids)
Source: RefSeq, a predicted model, not a curated record